AUGCAGACACGUGCUCGCUCCGGUGGCACUCGACCACUUCCGACGGUUACGUCGGCUGCGUCAGAGACAGACUCCAUCCGUACCGGAGGCUCCUCUGACUCGAGCUCGCCCUCGUAUGGGCUGCGACGGUCAAACCUGCCGGCUCCGCUCGCACCGGAGGUGCUUUCCAGCUCCCUCCCUGUUUCACAGCGGCUCGACGGCGCCUCGUCGUGCCCAGUGAACCGCGCCGGCAGACUUGCACCGGACGCUCUGCGCAUGCCGGUCCUUUCGCCCACCGCAUCACCGCUAACCGUGCAGGGCCGCAGCCCGCCGCCUCACCAAAGGGAGGCGUAUCAGCGCCGGGUUCAUCCUGGAAGCGGCGACAAAGGUGGCGGUGCGAUGUCGCUGCCGCUCCCAAGCACCCCGACCCAGGCAGGCUCCGCCCCUAUGGACGAAAGUGGUGAUGACAACUGCCGUCGUGGACCCCACAACACUCGAAGCAGUAUGAACAGCGGCAGCAGUAGCAGCAGCAGCCGUCAGGAGACAAGCAGCAACGCCCUGGGCCUCCGCACCAAUGAACCUGCGCCGUCUAUGCCUUCCAUAUCGAGCCGACUGCCGGCGAUGAUGCAGCCAAGCAAGCUGUCGACCUCCGCAACAGCCAGCUCAAAUGUGUCAACUACCAAUCCACCAGCUCAGCAGCAGCCGGCCUCCACAGCGACUAUGCCGACGGUGUCGACAUCAUCAUCCCGGCUGGCGUCGCAACCAGGCGUAUCGCUUCUCACGGUCAGCUCGCCAGCGCGCAGGUGCUGCCUGGUGGCGGAUAGCAGUGACCGCAGUGUUGAGACCACGCCCGUGUCAACAGUGCAGAUACCCUUGCCACCUCGGUCUCUGCCGCAGGCGCCCGCACCAGCGCAGCGUCCGUCGUCCACGGUGAGUGCGACGUCUACGAACAAUAGCGGCACUCGCGGUGCGGUCCGCCAGCGUGAAGCAGAGGCUCGCGCCACUGUUGGAGACGGCAGCACCAGCAAGGAAGCGUACCUGCGCGAUAAUCCGCGGGUGAGGGCGCUCGUGAACAAUAUGUACCAGCAUGUCAUGACCACACAGCCCGAGGAGCCACUUCGGUACCUCGCACAGCUCCGUGCCGGCACAGUGCCGCAGGUGCCAUCUACACACCUCGCGCCGCCGGCCACGCAGCGAGGCGAGGCGAGGCGUUCGCCACUGCAGCAAGCCCGCACAGUGCCGCAGCCACGGCAGCUUUCGAGCAGAACACACGGCAGCAUCCACCCACCAUACUCACACGCAGCGGAGGGGGCUAGCACCUCGAGCGUGUCGGUUUCGUCAGAGCUGCGUCGAGACAGUGGCAGCACGUGCGAUAACGAUGGCGGCCACACAUGGGCAGGGCCAUUGCAGCCAACGCCCCAGCAGCCCGAGAGUGCCGCCUCUCACGGAGGUGACGUUGAGUUCACCGACACCUUUGACAGCGGCGCCGUCAGCAGCGGCGUUGCCAACCGGCCAGCCUCGCUGACAACGCGUAGUGAUGUAGCUGCUGUCGUCCACCCUCUUCGCACUCCGCCAUCAGCACCGACGACGUCGCUGCAACCGCGCGGUGGAAGCAGUGGCGCGAAUGCUGGCGGCCGUGUAAUGCCGCCGUCGAUUGCCGGCACUGUAAUACACACAAAUGCAGGCAGCAACGCCAUCCUCAGCGGUAGCGCGUCGAGCAAGCACGGGUCCCCACAACUCCUGCAGCGUUCCGGGCUCGCUACGAACAGCCUAGCGAACAGUGGCUUUCUCUCUGGUGUCGCCGUCGGCAGCGCUGGUCAUCAGGCCGGGAGCAGCGGUGCCCUGCUGCAGCACGCCAGUGGUAGUGUCAGCGCCUUCCGCUCCAGCGGCAUCGCGGCACCGCACUCGGUGGCCUCUUUUGCUGGCAGCGUGUCGGGCAUCGAACGCGGCGAGGCCACCCCGAGCGACCUCAGCUCCCUGUUCAGCACGAACUCGGUGGAUCUGCAGGAAUUCAUUGCGGAUUUUCGCCUCGCCAAAGAGGAGCGCUACGGCGGCAGCGUUGACCAUCCCGCCAUCACAUUGGACGAGCUCGCCUGCAUCAUUGAGUGUAACAGCUUCCCUUGCGCCGACGCGGAGGUGCUGCUGGACUUGUUUGAUGAGCUGCAGCCGUGCGCCCGGUACCUCGCGGGUGUGCGGAGCCCCACUCGCUCCCCGCCAGCGGUGCCAGCCACUCUGAAGCGGAACAGCUCACCCCAGUCGCUGCAUAGAGGCCUGGGCCCCCGAAGUAUGAGCCCUAUCUCCCUCUUCAACGGCACCGUCACUGCCACAGCCGCGGCGGAAAGCGUUGCCACCGGCAAAGUGUGCGGAGUCGGCGCCGCUAGCAGCUCUGCCGUUGCGGCAAUGUGCAACAACGGCCACGCGACCGGGCCAGCGUGGCCUCCGGGGCGGGUGCAAGGCGCCGAGUCGUGUGUGACCGCUGCACACCCACCCAUCAGCGUCGCUGCGAAAGACAUGAGCCACAGGCCCGAGCGCUUCGCCGACGGGGCGCAGUACAAGGGUUGCGUUACAAUUAAUGGACGCGCAGACUCCAAGGAUGGCAAGGUCCUCGUGAUAGGCAGUCGUAUUGCAGACGGGGCCCCGCUCGAGUCGUCCAGCGAGGGUGGAAGCUAUAACCCCUACAGCCGCUGCACCUCUGACGCCUUCGCCAGUGCCUCAACUCUCCAGCGACCGCAGGGUAUGUCGCAGCACCCCUACUCAGACGGCGCGGACGGCGAAGAAGUGCCGACGGUCCCCUUCGACACCCUUCUUGCGCGCAUGGCCUACAAGAUCCAGGGUCGGUACCCGUCCGAGGCGAUUCGCAUCGCCUUCUACGGUAUGGUGGUGGAUGAAGAGUCGGCAGCCGCUGCCUUGGAGAGCAGUGGGCGCAGUGCCGGGCUUGGCGUCGACUGCGCAGCGCUUGUGACCAACGGACGAGGUUUGCACGGCGUCGUCUCGACAGACUCCCUCACGCCAUCAGAGACGACUGUGAUGGGCAGCAGCAGUGCUGGAUUGGCGACGACGGGCUACGGCACUCUACCAAGCUGCAGUGUCUCUCUCUCACGCUGCAUCGCGGAAGGGCUGUUUGCGCGACUGGGCAUGGUCGAUGUGACGGCAGGCGAGGUGCAGCGUGGCCUCCGCAGUGUCGGGCUUCCAACAGGCCACGACGAACAACGUGUGUACGAGUGCCACCUGGAGGACUUCGCGCGACUGGUCUGCGCCAUCACGGCCGUCUCCGAGCGUGGGUGCAGCGCGAGCCCGGCGAACCCCAGUCUCACGAGUCUGCGCGAGAGCUACGUGCAGCGCGGCAGCAGCAGCAACUUCACGGUAUGCAACAACAACAGCAGCGGCGGCACCGUUCUCGCCGCACCAGCUCCAUGGAAGGAGUAG
This is a messenger RNA of Leishmania major strain Friedlin, 3405 nucleotides long. RefSeq lists its product as hypothetical. The record is from RefSeq and is a predicted model, not a curated record. The transcript has a single exon. NCBI's taxonomy places the organism in Eukaryota, Euglenozoa, Kinetoplastea, Trypanosomatida, Trypanosomatidae. The coding region runs from base 1 to 3405 and encodes 1134 amino acids.